Penicillium samsonianum is the source of this 1902-nucleotide messenger RNA. RefSeq lists its product as uncharacterized. The transcript has a single exon. The record is from RefSeq and is a predicted model, not a curated record. Bases 1 to 1902 code for a protein of 633 amino acids. Lineage: Eukaryota; Fungi; Ascomycota; Eurotiomycetes; Eurotiales; Aspergillaceae.
AUGGACCAAACAUGGACAGAAUGGCGACAUUUGAUCGAAGGGAUCGAUCCAGCGACAACAGAACCAGAAGCUCCAAGGCGCAUACAGUUUACACUGGCAGAGAACCAACUUUCAUCACCACCGCCCAACAUCCCACUGAUCCCACAUCUUCUGAGCGUCCAUCAUGCCUUCGCACAAGCGCUGAGGAUCAACGUAGGUUUAAUGAUUUGGCCAGAGGCCUGGUUCCCAGGGGAUGACCGACUGUGCCCCUUGUAUCUCCGGCCUUGGAUUCAAUUUCCUCAACUCCAAGAAGAGAUGUGGAAGAAAAUCCUCAAUGCGUCCGAACUUGUCAAUGCAUGUGUUUUCCCUCCACAAUCCUCCAUUCAAUACACCGCUCAAAUACUGCAAUGGUACACGGUGCAUUCGGAAGAAACUUUGAAGCAAUUUGCACACAGAACGCUGGACGAUUUCCUCGCACUGAUUGUUAAUUUUAUCGAACAUGAGGACACACUGCGAUACAGGUUCAAUGUCCGCGGACACCUGAAAUUCGACCGCCCGCGUGAUUGCUGCGUUUCUGUUACGAAAUUCGGAUUCGAAGAGCCAGCGUACGCAGUCUUAUACAUUCCAUCAUUUUGUCUGACUUUGCCCGAACUGAUUGCAGGGUUGCGCGCCACAUCACCGAUGCAGUCCUUUGACAAAGAACCCAAUACAUUUGAGGAACAUGCCACCGCCAUGGUGGUCCAUGCGAUCGUUCGAAUCUAUUCAAGGAUGAUUUGCUCUGGACGCCGGUAUGGGUAUAUCUACACAGGAGAGGCCUUGGUAUUUCUUCACAUCCCUCCAAGGGACUCCAGCGCUGUCGAAUACUAUCUCUGUGUUCCUGGUCGAGACGUCGUUUCUCUUGAUUAUGAUCCACAUGCAAAAUGGGUUCGCCGUACGGCCUUGGGCCAAGUCCUCGCUUUCGCACUACAAUCUUUAGCUGCCACACCACCAUCGCAGGAAUGGCAUGACGAAGUUUAUCAAUCGUACCGUCCGCUCGAACACGAUUACUCAAUUUUCAUGCCCCAAGCCCCGGAUGACCUUCGAUUCCGCGCACCAGCAGAGUUUAUGUAUGAGAACUCAUUCUGGCCUAGAUUCUGGGCAAAUCUUCUGGAUACAAUCAUAACAACGGACUAUGAAAGCUGCGGUUCAGAAAGCACCGAGUUGUCCGACAUUUGCAAGCCUUACUGUACCCAGGCAUGCCUCCGUGGCACCUUUGAAAAGGAUGUUCUGGAUGAAAAUUGUCCCAACGUUGCUCAGCACGGCACAGAAAGACAUCAAAUCAACUCACAGGAAAUCUGCGACAUGAUGAACGAACAACUUCGAGAGAACCGGUAUAGAGGAUUCCAGCAGUUGCACAUCAUUGGCCGAACCUGUUAUCUAAUUAAAGCAACGUUGGUGUCUCAUGGGUACACCGUGUUGAUCAAGGCCACCGGCACCAGACAAUCGCGCAGGCUACUCGUUGAAUUGAGUAACUAUCAGAAUCUGAUGCCGUUGCAGGGAUAUCAAAUUCCUGUAUGUCUUGGGAUGUUUUUACCCAAGAUCCCAUAUUGGUAUCAUGGGGUUGAAAUGAACUACAUGAUGCUCCUCAGCUGGUCUGGAAUUCGAACGGAUCAACAUGCUACCCUUGAAUCGCGUCAGUACCUUGAACUGGAGAAGUGGAAACUUGAGGACAAACUUCAAGAACAUGGAGUGGUUCAGAAAGAUGCAGCUUUCCGCAACGUGCUGUGGAAUCCCACGUCACAAUCCUUUGUGAUGAUCGACUUGGAAGAUUUAAAGUGGCUGAACGGCACUCCAGAGGGGUCCAAGCGGCAUGGAAGCCAGGACACACAAUCCAGCAGAGAAGAGAUCCGGUCCAGUGGCUACCUUGGAGAUGAUGACAAGUAA